GUAUAUAACCACGCGCCCUGGGCACAGCUGGACUGUCAACUAGCUCUCCUGGUCACCUGCUCCGCGCCAUGGCCUGCUCUUCCUCCGUUGCCUGCCUGCUGGUGCUGUCAGCCGUGGUGGCUGUCGUGCUGACGAGCCCGGUGCCCCAGAGAGGCGCGGCGGUCCCUGAGGUGCCCGCCGCUCUGCAGGAGGGACUGCAGCAGGCGAGGGCCCACAAGGGCCAGCAAGGGUAUUACGGCAACCAGCACCACGGAAGCAACCAGCACCACGGAAGCAACCAGCAUCACGGCAGCAACCAGCAUCAUGGCAGCAACCCGCACCAUGGCGGCAACCAGCACCACGGACACCACAGUGGUUAGGCGGUGGUCCUCCGACAAGACAUGCCGCGGUCAGAAACGCCUGGAGGGUGCUUUUCGAGAAGCCGAGGAAGAUAGGAACGAAAAGAACCCAUCUUGGUUUUCACAGAUUUUAUUCCAUUAACCUAACUUUUAAUAAUUAUAUAAAAGAACCUUUGUUCAGGCAUAUACUACACAUUAGAGAAUUUCAAAGGUGGUCUAAGUACUUUACGAUUACAGUUGUAAUUCAUUUACAAAAAUGAGUUCAAUGCUAAACACCAAGUUAUUAAAAAAAGGAAACUUUAUUGUAAUAGCAAGUGACGAUAACGUCAAGAAAUCCAUUAAAUAAGAAAUUUUUUUUUUAGACAAAUAAAUGGUAGAAAUUUUCAUGUAAUAAAAACUGUUGAAACCAAGAUGGCGUCCUUCUGUUUUCACUGCAAACGCGCAGUACUCUCAACGAGUCCACGACCUGCACGUGGUGCGUUCGUGGCGAUUAAAUCCCGCAUGAACAGCGCUGUAAAUUUCUACUCAAUAAAUAUUGUUUGGUUGUAAUUUUGUUCCGGCUGAGUUGAUCAUUCAUCUGUCUUUAAGGAUGGACAUCCCAUAUUCCAGGUACGGGAAGCCUUUUUUCACAGAUGAGAGAGCCAAAACCCGAAGUUCCCCGAAGUUCAUGCUUUUUUCCGUAACUUUAUUGUAGCUAUCCUAACCAAAUCAACCGUCCACAAUGUUUUAAAGUAUUUAUAAUGUAGCUAAUCUAACCUAAUUGAAGUUAGUAUCCUGUUAUCAACACCGCCAUAUUUAUUUACAAUUAACAAAAAAAAACGAAGAUGCACGAUCGGGCGUUUGGCUAUCUCAUCUGUGAAAAAAAGGCUUCCCUUCCAAGUGCCUACAAUUAUUAGUGGCGAUAAAUAUUAACCAUUUUUUGUAGAAUAUGAAUUUGCUUACCUUUUUUCCGAAAUCACAAGUAAACUAAAGCAUGUUUUAAAGUUUACAUUUUAUGAUUAUAAAGGCUAUGUUGACAAAUCUUAUCAUUAAAGGUCACACGCAAAGACCAAAAUAAUAUUAGGUAUCUCAUUUUUGGAUUAGCCAACCUAUUCUCUCACUCGAAAUAUGUACAUGAUAAAAUUACUUUACGCCUGUGGAAUUUAUCUGGAAAGUUUUUAAUGAUUAUUUAAAGCAAUUAAACAUAAAGCCUAUUUAAAAAAUUUCUCAACACAUUGAACUGAUUCAAAUUAAAUUUUUACAGUUUUCUAUCCAGAGUGCAGUAGACUACUAACAUGUAUACAGUGGCUCUUUAAUUAAAUAAAAUGUUUUACGAGAUGA
Molecule: messenger RNA, 1658 nt
Organism: Bacillus rossius redtenbacheri
Lineage: Eukaryota; Metazoa; Arthropoda; Insecta; Phasmatodea; Bacillidae
Product: small histidine-alanine-rich protein-like
Exons: 3
Coding region: 69-359 (96 amino acids)
Source: RefSeq, a predicted model, not a curated record